AUGACCGCGGCCCUCGUGGAGAUGGACGACGUCCGCGCCUUCCUUCAGACGGAAGCUGCGCUGGAAGCCGAGUUUGAGGACAGCUUGGCCCGCAGCCCGUACUCGGUCGAGACGUGGACGUCGUACCUCAACUUGACCGCGAACGAGGUCGACGCGGCGACGCACAAGCUACCGGAGCGUCGCAUCAAGCUCUUUCGCCGGGCGCUCGCGCUCGUUCCAUUGAGCUACAAGCUCUGGAAGCGGUUCAUCGACGAGACGCACCAGUUGGUCCGCGGCCUGCGCAUCGACGCGCCCGAGUACAACGACCUUCGCCAGCUCUACGAAGACGCGCUUGUACACCUGCACAAGAUGCCCCGCAUCUGGCUCAACUACACGGCGCUUCUGCGCACGCUGCGCCUCGGCACGGCCACGCGCCGCGUCUUUGACCGCGCGCUACGUGCGCUGCCCAUCACACAGCACAAGCGCAUCUGGGGCCCGUACCUCGAGUUCGUGCACGAGCAGGGCGUGCAUCAGACGGCGAUCGCGGUCUACCGGCGCUACCUCAUGCUCGAGCCGACGGGCCGCGAGGCGUACGUGCGGUACCUCCAGUCCAUCGAGCAGUACGAAGAAGCCAGCGUGCAGCUCGUCCAGCUCAUCAACGACGACCAAGAGAGCACGAAGGCAUCGCGGCACGACCUGUGGAUGCUGCUGUGCACGAUGGUGUCGCAGCACCCGGAGCAGGUGUCGUCUACGCUGCACAUCGACCGUAUCCUCCGCAGCGGCCUCUCGCUCUUCACGGACGAGGUCGGGCGGCUCUGGUGCGCGCUUGCGACCUACUACAUCCGCCUCGGCAUGUUCGAGUCGGCGCGCGACGUCUACGAAGAAGCGCUGCUCGCGGUCCUCACGGUCCGCGACUUUAGUGUCAUCUUUGACGCCUACGUCAAGUUCAUCGAAGCCAUGAUCGCCGCGGAAAUGGACGAGACGAGCUCGGUUGAGGUCGACCGCCUCUUGCAGCUGUACGAAGAUCUCGCCGAGCGCCGGCCCAAGCUCGUGAACGCGGUGCUGCUGCGGCAGAACCCGCACUCGGUCAAGGAGUGGACCAAGCGCAUUAGCCUCAUGCACGACCCGAUCGCCGUCGUCCACACCUACACGGAAGCGCUCACCACGAUCGACCCCAGUCAAGCGACCAAGGUCAGCGGCCUCUGGAUCGCGUUUGCAGCCUUUUACGAGACCCACGGCGACGCGCCGAACGCGCGCAAGAUCUUUGCCAAGGCGCUCGCCGAAGGCAAGUUCAAGGCGGGCGACGAGUACGCGGCCAUCGUCUGCGCACACGCCGAGAUGGAGCUCCGCCUCGAAGAGUUUGAGAUGGCGCUCGAGAUUGUACGCGCCGGCUGCGGCAGCUACCGCAAGUCGAUGAAGCUCUGGGCACUGCGCCUCGACUUGGAAGAGAGCCUCGGCGACGUGCGCAGCACGAAAGCGGCGUACGACCGGACGUUUGAGCUCAAGAUUGUGACGCCGAGCAUGGUGCUGCAGUACACGGCGUACCUCCAAGAGAACGAGUUCUUUGAAGACAGCUUUCAGGUCUUUGAGCGCGCGAUCGCGCUCUUCCCGUUCCCGCACGUCUACGACAUCUGGCUCGCGUACCUCCAGAGCUUUGUGGCGCGCUACGAAGGCCGCAAGCUCGAGCGCGCGCGCGACCUCUUCAACCAAGUGCUGUCGCUUGUGCCGACGACGCCGAUCUCGACGUCCAGCGACAAGCCGAUCGACAUGGCGUCCGUGCUCUACACCGAGUACGCGCGCGUGGAAGAGACAUAUGGUCUCUGGCGCAACGCCCAAGCCAUCUACGAGCGAGCGACGAAUGCGCUCGAAGGGCCGUCGCAGCUGGCCAUGUACUCGCUGUACGUGGCCAAGGCGCAGGCGCUCUCGGGCGUUGUGCACACGCGCAAGAUUUACGAGCGCGCCAUGGAGCACCUGCCCGACGCGCUCGUGUGGAAGCUCGCGCUCAAGUUUGCGUCGUUCGAGACGGCGCUCGGCGAGCUCGAGCGCGCGCGCGCCGUGUACCGCCACGCGUCCCAGUUUUGUGACCCGCGCUUGCACGAAGUCGACUUUUGGUCGGUCUGGCACGCGUUUGAGAUUGGCCACGGCUCGGAAGACUCGUUCUUGGAGAUGUUGCGCAUCAAGCGCAGCGUGAGCACGCAGUACGCGCAGGUCAACUACAUUGGCGUGCAUGGCGCGGCGACGAGCCUCGGCAUGGUGCCGGCCGCCAAGACGGGGGACGCGAUGGUCGACCUCGAGCGCACCAACGUUGACGAGGACGAGGAUGCGCCGCCGGCCAAGAAGGCCAAGACGACGACGGCCAACGCCGAAGAGAUGGACCUGGACGACGACGACGAGGCGACCAAUGUCCACACGAACGCGGAAGAGAUCGACCUGGAUGACGACGAUAUGGAGAUUGAAGAGAAGAGCGUGCCAGCGGCCGUCUUUGGCCAGUAA
This is a messenger RNA of Saprolegnia parasitica CBS 223.65, 2472 nucleotides long. RefSeq lists its product as hypothetical. Gene Ontology annotation, biological process: generation of catalytic spliceosome for first transesterification step; mRNA splicing, via spliceosome. The record is from RefSeq and is a predicted model, not a curated record. Bases 1 to 2472 code for a protein of 823 amino acids. Gene Ontology annotation, molecular function: protein binding. Gene Ontology annotation, cellular component: Prp19 complex; U2-type catalytic step 2 spliceosome; post-mRNA release spliceosomal complex. Lineage: Eukaryota; Oomycota; Saprolegniomycetes; Saprolegniales; Saprolegniaceae. The transcript is spliced from 3 exons.